AUGGCCCAAGGUCUCCUCAAAAAGACUCCCGCGAAGCCCGGCUCUUCCGCGAAACGACCCACAGCCCAGGGCCCCAAAAAGGGACGCAACAGCCAGAUUGCGCCGAAGAAGACGGCGCUGAUCAAGCAGCAGAAGAUCACAAAGAAACUCUCAGCCGGAUUAACCGCGAGGACGGAACGGAGUCUCGCGCAGCGGGCGGGACACCUUGAGAUGCUUGCGGGCGGAAAGAAGGAUAAGAAGGCUGGGGCGGCUAAGGGGGAGAAGAGGGGCGGGAAGUAA
Aspergillus mulundensis is the source of this 279-nucleotide messenger RNA. Its product is annotated as DUF2462 domain-containing protein. The record is from RefSeq and is a predicted model, not a curated record. The transcript is spliced from 3 exons. The coding region runs from base 1 to 279 and encodes 92 amino acids. Lineage: Eukaryota; Fungi; Ascomycota; Eurotiomycetes; Eurotiales; Aspergillaceae.